Molecule: messenger RNA, 1857 nt
Organism: Portunus trituberculatus (swimming crab)
Lineage: Eukaryota; Metazoa; Arthropoda; Malacostraca; Decapoda; Portunidae
Product: UDP-glycosyltransferase UGT5-like
Exons: 8
Coding region: 175-1743 (522 amino acids)
Molecular function (GO): UDP-glycosyltransferase activity
Source: RefSeq, a predicted model, not a curated record
AACAAACUGAGCGUUGUCAGUUGAGGUUGCCUUGUUGAGAGAGCACGGCGCACCAGAAGUGACAGGCGUGGAGCACUGCUGUAUCUCCGCUAAUCCAAGGCGCCAAGAAGACCGUUAGAGGAGUGCUAAUUGUCUUGUAAUUGGGUAGCAAGAUUAUUUUUUCUUCACUGAAAUAUGAAGGCUAUAAUUUUGUUCAUGUUGGUGGUGAUUCUGGCGGAGAAAGCUUCUGGGGAUGCGUUGCUCCCUGAGAGAUCCUAUAGAAUCCUCAUGCUUCUCCCUGUCUCUUCACGGAGUCACAUGAACAUAUUUGUAGCUUUAGCAGAGGCUCUGGCCCAUCGUGGUCACAAGAUAAUAAUGCUCACCAAUCAGCCGAGCCAAUCUACACAUCCGAACAUCCUCGAGGUGCAUCACGGCCUGACUCACAUGGCUUUAGCAAAGCGAAAUAUGUUCCAUGAGCGGAAAAAUUCGUCCACUGGCUUCGCAGUGUUUCCAAAAAUUUUGCCCGCCAUGGCUCGGGACUUGUACAAGGUGCCAUCUGUUCAAGAUUUAUAUGAAAAAAGGAAAGAAAAUGAUCUUCUAGUAGUGGACCACAUGUUCAACGAGCCGUUAUCUUGUUCCCAGAUAGUGUAUCCGUUCCUGCACGAGCUGCCCUUCAUCACUGUCGCCGUGCCGGGAAUAGACACCCGCCACAGUGCCGUCUUGGGCAACGUCCUAAAUCCUUCCUACGUGCCGAACCUUUGGACCAGCUAUCCUUUCCCCAUGUCUUUGUGGCAGCGGCUCAAGAACACCGCCUUGCACAUUUGGAUAUCUUUCUACUGGAGGCACUGGGGCGUUGUUCCACGAAUUCAGAAGGAGAUCUCGGUCCAUUUCCCUGACCUACCGCCCUUGCUGGACAUUGAGAGGAACCAGAGUCUGACACUGAUGAACACUCACUUCAGCAUUACCACGCCGGUGCCCCUCCUGCCCUCACAGGUGGAGGUGGGCGCAAUACAAUGCCGCCUUGCCAAGCCUCUGCCGCAAGACAUCGAAUCGUGGAUCGCAGGAGCUGGCCCUGCAGGUGUCAUUUACUUCAGUCUGGGUUCUCUUACGCGUGGCGAUUCUAUGCUGCCUGAAUAUCUCCAAGUCUUCUUAGAAGCUUUCCGCAGACUGCCGCAGCGGAUCCUGUGGAAGUACGAGGAGCAGCUGGAGGGGGCAUCUGACAAUGUCAGGAUCAGCAGCUGGCUACCACAGCAGGACAUCCUCGCUCAUCACAACGUGAAAGUGUUCAUCUCCCAUGGCGGCCUCCUCAGCCUUCAGGAGUCCAUCUUUCAUGCCACACCUCUCCUCGUCCUGCCCAUCUUUGGUGAUCAGCCCAGAAAUGGCAUGUUCGUGGAAGACUCGGGAAUUGGUCGUACAUUAGUGUGGGAAAAACUUACUGCUGACAGUAUCGUCGACACCCUCACUGACAUCAUCAACAACACAAAGUACAAGGAAGACGUGGACAGGAUGUCGGCGUCCUUAAGAGAUCAACCAAUGACGCCACAAGAACGUGCAGUGUUCUGGACGGAGUACGUGAUUCGCCACCGAGGGGCGCCCCAGCUGAGGUGCCCCGCUGCUCAGCUCUCUUGGGUGGAGUUCCUAAUGCUGGACAUGAUGGGUCUCCUGCUGCUGACCCUGCUGGUGCUGCUGCUUCUCAUCCGCCGACUCUUGAGGGGAAUAUCUGCCAUUCUUCCCAUCGGCAGUUGCAAGAAAAAGAGAGAUUGACUUGUCGAAAAAUAUGAAAAAAACAAUUAUAAUGAAAUAAACAUUUUAAUGUUUAGCAUGAAAAGUUAAUUAAUUAUGUGUCUGAUUGUCUUUAAUAUAUUAUGUUCUUUUUAA